AUGGUAUCUCAAAUACGUCAUUUAAUUUUACUUGGUGAUAGUAUUUUUGAUAAUCGUUCAUAUGUUGGUCGAGAUCAACCGGCUGUAAUCGAUCAACUUAAAGCAAAAGUUAAAGAUUUCGAUUGGAAUGCAACAUUACUUGCUGUCGAUGGAAAUGUCCUUUCAGAUGUUGGUAAUCAAAUAAAACAUGUUUCUUCUGAUGCUACUCAUUUAUUUAUUUCAAUUGGUGGAAAUAAUGCACUGUCUUAUAUGCAUCAUCUAAAUGAUUCAGUUAAAAAUGUUGGUGAAGCAUUAAUAGUGCUUAGUAAAAUAAAAAAAAAAUUUGAAAAAGAUUAUGUUGAUAUGUUAACAAAAGUGACUAAAUCAAAACUUCCUGUAACAACAUGUACUAUUUAUAAUCCACGUUUUGAUAAUUCACAUCAACAAACAAUGUGUGAAACAGGUUUAUCAGCAUUAAAUGAUAUUAUUAUUACAGAAUCAACUAAACUUGGAAUUCCAGUUAUCGAUUUAAAAACAAUAUUUAAUGAUCCAAAUGAUUAUGCAAAUUCUAUUGAACCUGAUGUUCAAGGUGGAAUGAAAAUAGUUGAAAAUAUUCUUUAUGUUGUAAAUAAUCAUCGUUUUGAUGAAAACAUUUGUUCUAUAUAUGCUAGAAUGAAUUAG
This is a messenger RNA of Rotaria sordida, 660 nucleotides long. Lineage: Eukaryota; Metazoa; Rotifera; Eurotatoria; Philodinida; Philodinidae. The record is from the annotation of a GenBank genome assembly.